AUGAGCCGACCUUUCGACAUCUCGCCCGAGAAGGAGGCCAGCACCAGCCAGUACCUCUACCGCCAGCUGUUUGUGACGCCCGCGGUCUUGUCCAAGAAGGAAUUCAAUCUCACUGGAAAAACGGCCAUUGUAACUGGCUCCAACAUUGGUCUUGACCUUGAGUGUGCGCGUCAGCUUUUGGAUCUCGGAUUAAGCAAGUUGAUUCUGGCUGUACGUGAUGAAUCGAAGGGUGAAACAGCACGUAAGGAACUCUCUAUAUGCAGGAGUCUUGCCCCGGGCGCAAUUGAGGUCUGGAAAGUAGACCUCUCCUCUUAUAACUCUAUUAUUAAGUUUGCAGAGCGCGCCCACAGCCUUGAAUACCUUGACAUUGCUGUGUUGAAUGCGGGUGUAUACAAGGUGAACCUUACCUUCAACCCUGCAACUGGCUUUGAAGAAGAUGUCCGGAUUAUAAUUGUCUCCUCUGACACCGCAGCCUGGGCCAAGUUCAAUGAGAGGAUAGUAAAUCCUCUCCUCCCCGCCUUCAAGGCUAUCCCAAGUAAAUGGGACAUGCAGGAGCGCUAUUCCACCUCAAAAUUACUGGGCCAGCUGCUUUUUCGUGAUGGUGCUGGUACCCUCUUGGGACUUGUUAUUGGUAUUAUUACACGCAUCAUUGGUCGGCCGUGCAAUGUGGGAGCUCGCCCUCUCACUGCCGCCGCUGUGAAAUUUGGAGACGAGGUGCAUGGGCAAUAUGUCGAAGACAACAAGAUUCGCCCAAUGGCACCUAUUAUUUACAAGCCUGAAGGCCAACGCAUAGCCAAGAAGCUGUGGCAGGAGUUGUUGGAUGAGCUUUCCUUUGCAGGCGUUCGUGAUGUUCUUAAGGGGCUUAAGAAGUAG
This is a messenger RNA of Aspergillus tanneri, 873 nucleotides long. RefSeq lists its product as uncharacterized. The record is from RefSeq and is a predicted model, not a curated record. The transcript is spliced from 4 exons. NCBI's taxonomy places the organism in Eukaryota, Fungi, Ascomycota, Eurotiomycetes, Eurotiales, Aspergillaceae. The coding region runs from base 1 to 873 and encodes 290 amino acids.